This is a messenger RNA of Anolis carolinensis (green anole), 792 nucleotides long. It is a transcript of the gene bud31, whose product is annotated as BUD31 homolog. The transcript has 5 exons. Gene Ontology annotation, biological process: mRNA splicing, via spliceosome. Gene Ontology annotation, cellular component: spliceosomal complex; nucleus. Bases 147 to 581 code for a protein of 144 amino acids. NCBI's taxonomy places the organism in Eukaryota, Metazoa, Chordata, Lepidosauria, Squamata, Anolidae. The record is from RefSeq and is a predicted model, not a curated record.
CUCCUCGCCCCAGAACAAUUUCCCAAAGGCACCGACGAGGACAGGCGACGCUGUGUGAGAAGGCCCCCCUCUGUUUGCGUGACGUCACUGCGAGUCGACGGAGGCAUCCGAAAAAGCGGAAGAGCUGAAUCCCAGAUCCCAAGGAGAUGCCGAAAGUGAAGAGAAGCAGAAAACCUCCUCCAGAUGGUUGGGAAUUAAUUGAGCCAACCUUAGAUGAACUGGAUCAAAAAAUGAGAGAAGCUGAAACCGAACCGCAUGAAGGGAAGAGGAAAGUGGAAUCUCUCUGGCCCAUCUUCAGAAUUCACCAUCAGAAAACACGCUACAUUUUCGAUCUCUUCUACAAGAGGAAGGCCAUCAGUAGAGAAUUGUAUGAGUAUUGCAUCAGAGAAGGAUAUGCAGACAAAAACUUAAUUGCCAAGUGGAAGAAACAAGGUUAUGAAAAUCUCUGCUGCUUACGCUGCAUCCAAACUAGAGAUACCAACUUUGGGACCAACUGCAUUUGCAGAGUACCCAAAGGCAAGCUGGAAGUGGGGCGGAUAAUUGAGUGCACUCACUGCGGCUGCAGGGGCUGCUCUGGAUGAGGCCGUUGUGGAAGGAGUCCCGCCUUUCAAAUGCCUCCACACCAGGAACUGUGCGAAAGCGUGAUGACCCUUCCUUUUGUAACCAUUUUGCUCUGAAUUGAUCUCCUCAGCACUUUGUGCUGCAACAAUCUGAAUUGUAAAUGCAAGUAGUGUGUAUUGAUGUCCCGUGAAUGCAUUUUAUUUUAAAAUAAAGUCGUGUCCACUUAUCCAA